Molecule: messenger RNA, 471 nt
Organism: Brugia pahangi
Lineage: Eukaryota; Metazoa; Nematoda; Chromadorea; Rhabditida; Onchocercidae
Source: the annotation of a GenBank genome assembly
AUGAAUAGUAUGGAACAUAUUUUGGGUUCAAACACUCAUUGGGACAAAGGUUUUGUUACACCACUGCAAGCCAUAUUAAUUGGUCUUCCGAAAACUUCACGUCAUCGCAUCAAUAGCUUUGCUCAAAGAAUUGAAAAUAUUUGCAAGUUAAAUGCAGAAUUUGCAAAUUGUAUAAACAGUUGUGGCGAUCAAAACAUUGGGCAUAUAUUACUGAAAGGCCAAAUUUCGUGGACAAGCAUUUGUGAUGCAUAUCACUACAACACUGGUGAUUUCUUGUCAUUCAUUAUACCAUGUUGGUCAAGAUAUGGCAAUGAUGUUGUAACGCUAUGUGCAACGCAAACGACAGCUUUGCAGCAUGCUGCAUCAAACCUAGUGGACAGUGGUAUAAAGAUGGUCAAUGAGCAUCUUGACGACUUGUGCAAGUUAGCAAAGAAAAUUACAAUAUUAGGUGGAUUAGGAGAAGCGCAAUGA